AAGACAUGACAGAUUCAAAGACGAUAUGCAUUCUAUUUUUUUUAAAUAAACACGCAUUUCAAAUUAUGUUAUUAUUUUUUUCACCCUGUGACAUCUAUGUCAUAAAGUAUGAUUAAAAUCCUGAUAAAUCUAUAUGAUUUUACAGGAUCCGAAAAUCCUUUCAAUUUUAUCAGCGAGUUGGAACGAUAACAACAAACAAGCACAAAAAGAUUAACUGAUUAAAUUAAGCCUUUUAUAUUAAAUAGGAAUUGUCAUCUACCAAUGUCAUUCUUUAGAUAAAUAAAAAAAUGUCUGCAAUUAAAGUGCAAAAUUUCAUCAAUGGGAAAUUCUGUGAAACCACAAAUUACCUGGAUAGUUUUGACCCUUCCACUGGAGAAGUUUGGGCAAAGAUUCCAGACAGCACUGCGUCCAACGUUGAGGCAGCAGUUUCUGCAGCUAAAGAUGCUUUUUUAGGUUGGUCAGAAACAUCAGUUCAGGAGAGGUCAAAGAUCAUGAUGAAGAUUGCAGAUGUGCUAGAAUCUCGUUUGGAGGAGUUUGCUGAGUUGGAGUCGCGAGAUCAAGGGAAGCCAAUAUGGCUGGCUCAAACUGUUGACAUACCAAGAGCGGUGUACAAUUUUAGAUUCUUUGCUACCUGUGCUCUACAUGAUCUCAACAGAUCCAGUCAGAUGCAGGCAGUAGAUUGUUUCAACUAUACAAUUAAAAUGCCAGUGGGUGUGGCAGGUCUGAUAAGCCCAUGGAACUUACCAAUGUAUCUGCUAACAUUUAAAUUAGCUCCAGCUAUUAUAGCCGGUAACACAGUUGUUGCCAAACCAAGUGAGAUGACUUCAGUAACCGCCUGGAAACUGGCUGAAGUCUUAAACAUGGCAGGUUUGCCUCCUGGUGUCAUUAAUUUUGUGUUUGGUUAUGGCCCGACAGCAGGGGAGGCGAUUGUCAGUCACCCGGAUGUUCCCAUCAUAUCUUUCACUGGUGGUACGGUUACAGCAACAAAGUUGAGAAUGGCCGCUGCACCAUUCAGCAAGAAACUUUCCCUAGAGCUUGGAGGAAAAAACCCUGGUGUGAUAUUUGAUGAUGCUGACCUGGAGAAAUGUAUUCCUACAACAAUCAGGUAACUUUUUAUAAAUUUGGUAUGUAUUAUUAUCUUGAGAGUCUCUAGAAAAGGUGAUUAAUUCAUUAAUUCUAGGAAACUGGUUGUUGGGGACCCAAAAGCAGAGGGUACAUUUAUUGGGGCUCUAAUCAGUAAAGAGCACCUUGCUAAGGUGAAAGGUUAUGUUGAUAUAGCAAGACAAGAGGGUGCUAGUAUUCUAUGUGGGGAUGAGGACAUAAAUCUUUCAACAAAUAAUCAAAAUGGAUAUUUUAUGCGGCCAACAGUGGUGGCAGAUCUCAAGGACACAUCUCGUCUAAUGACGGAGGAAAUUUUUGGUCCAGUAGUUUGUAUUGUGCCAUUUGAUACAGCUGAAGAGGUGAUUGUAAGAGCUAAUGCUGUAAAGUAUGGACUUGCUGCAACAGUUUGGACAACCAAUGUGACAACACUUCAUAAAGUCUCCCAGAAACUACAUGCAAGUACAGUCUGGGCUAAUUGCUGGCUUGUAAGAGAUCUGAACAUGCCGUUUGGUGGGAUGAAAGAGUCAGGAUCUGGUAGGGAAAGUGCUAAAGAAUCUCUCGAAUUCUUCACUGAAGAGAAAACUAUUUGUGUCAAACUUUAAACAUAUUAUACCAACAGGGCAGUAACAGUAUUACUUAUAACAAUUGGAAGUUAAAGAAAUGUGACAGUGUUUUAAGAAUCUUGCCAUUUUUUAAUCAAAACAAUGUUAUAACUGUGAUAAUUAAAAAUAAGAUUACAUUGUGAUUUGAUAACAGUUUUGUCUGAUACUUUCAUUACAGUAAAUAUGUUAGUGGAAGAUUGGAUAAUCAUCAUAUAUUAGGAGUGCUUAAAUAUCAUUGCUUGUUAUAUAUACAAUGUAGGGAGUGCUUUUGUAUUGGACGGAUCCUGAUAUACAUAUUUGCACAAGUUAUAUAUUGGUUGUGUUUGUGAUAUAUUUGAACUUGUCGUAUAUUUCUACCUUUAUACAUUUGGGUAUUUGAAACAUUGUAUUGGAUCAUUUUAUAUUGAUUCAUAUAGUGAUAUUGAGUUGUAUAUAGUGAUAUUACCUGUCAUAUAUUGAUAGUAUACAGUUAUUUUAAGGCUGUUAGUGAGACAGUCAAGACUGUUGCCCCGAGGUGUCAGGGAUGACAUUUGGAACUUUUGCCAGAAGUCAAAGGCCAAGGGGAACAGUUUCAAAUGUCAUCCGUGACACUGAGGGACAAUAGUGUUGACUGUUCCACUAACAGCCAUGAAAUAAUUGUUUUAUUACCUAAUGCUUUGCAAUGAAACUAUAAUAUAUAUUCCAACAACAUACUGAUAACAUAUUCACAACUGUUUUAACUGUAAACACUGACGUUUGACAUUACCGUACAUUGAGAUUUUUAAAGCCACAUUUUAUUUCCAAAUACUGGCAGACAGCUUUAACGGAAAUACCUGAAGAGGUCGAUCUAGGUGUAACAGUUAAAAUGUUGACCUUUCAAUAGUUCCUUUCAUCACUGCGCAUGUACAGGAUUUUAGUGGUUCAAUUAAACAGUUGUUAAUAAGGAAUUUGUAUUUAUAGAAGGCAUUAGGUACUAAUGCCUGUUAUAUUUUAAUAGUUCCUGUUAAAUAUUGGUUGUACUAGUCAUUAAAUGGUCAGGGAAAAAUUUUUUUUUUCAAGAAGGAGUUAUGAAAUUUGUCGGGGAAAGGUCGGGAAAUUUCAAAAGCACAGGUCUAUCAUGAUGAAAAAACAAAAAUAAAGCAAAAUUAUAGUAAACCAUUCCAAUUGAAAUUUGAAAAGUCAAAAUAACUAAAUUUUGCCAUUAUUGUUUUCAAGUCUAUAUUCUACUUUGUAGUCAAUACCUCAAGUGAUCCAUGGAAAUUUCUACCUUUAUCCAUCCUAAUUGUUUUCAAAAUGGCCGCCAUAUGGUCUAUGUCCUUGUGUCAUACAGCAGAAGAUACCUAUACGUUAUACCUUAUGACAAUUUUUGUACCAUAAGUUUCAUGUUUUGUUUUCUUUCUUGCUUCAAAACGUUAAGUACCGUGAACUAAGAGGAGCACAGUAUAAUUUCUGCUCAACUUAAACAUCAGCAUUAUGUAUAUAUGUUUAGCUAGUAUCAUAAAGUAAUAUUGAUAAUGAUAGUAAUUAUUUUAUGCUUUUGAGUGGAUUACUGGUUUAUCUGUGAAACUAAUAUUUGAUAAUUUCACAGUGAAAAUUAACAAAAUAUAAUUUCACACUUUUCAAUGAAGAGACUAUUUGUUAAAGAUUUUCCCUAUGUGGUAUCUCAAUUUAAUUUUUUCUUACAAUUCAGACAUUCAAUUUACCAAACACCAAAUAUCAUCUCUAAUUUUUCAUUUCAUUUUAACAGUCUGAAAAAUACACAUCCUCCCACAUGCUAAACUGAUUUUGAUGACAUUUGGGAAUAUUUAAGUAUCCUACAAGCAAUAACUGUAUUGCAGUGUCUUAAUGCAAUGAUGCAUGUAGUCACCAUCCAGUAGUGUAACAACCCAGCAUUCAUAAGACAGCCUUUAAAAAAAUGCCAUGUUUUCCAAAUUUCUAGUAGCUUCUAGAAUGUUUACUCUUCUGUCAACUCAACAAUUAUUCAUUGUCUGUAAUAAUCCUCAAAUACGUUUUCUUUCUUAUGAAUGUAUGUAGAAAUAACAAAUCAAAUGAAAUCCCUCUGAAUCAAACACAUUUUAUAUUUUCCUCCUGUGAAAAACACAACUUUAAAAAUGGCGGUCUCUUACACUUCAAAGGACAGUCUAAUAAAAACUUCAGUGAAAAGAAACAGAAAUAAGCUCGGCAUCGUAUUCCUCAAAAUGAACAUAAUAUUAGCCUUUUAAAGGGAUUCUAAACUUUUUGAUAUACAGAAGCCUUGUUCAUGUAUAUCGUUAUAUUCUAAGGUGUAUCAAUUUUGUUUUUACAAGUACAAUGUAUACUUAUGAAGAGAUGAAAAUUAUAACAUGCAUUUUUGUCUGUUUUUGUCAUGCAUUUACUUAAAAGCACAACAUACACGGGUAUGGAUAUUUUUGUAGAUAAAUGAUUUUGUAGAUGAAUGAUUUUAGAAAAAGAAAAUAGAAAAAUUAAAGAAUUGAGUUAAAACUUCUAAGAGUAAUUCAGUGACAACACUGGUUGAUUUGUAUGUGAGAAGAAGGCCAACAGAUGUUAAACAGUAUGUGCAAAAUGCAAAAAAUAGAUACUAAAACUGCAGACACCAUGUUAAUACAUUUAUAUUGGUGUGUUAUUAUAUAAUGGCUGUGACAGCCAUAUGUCAUAUAAUGGUGCCCGUCAUAUAAUGGUGCCUGUCAUAUAAUGGUGCCCGUCAUAUAAUGGUGCCUGUCAUAUUAUGGUGAUAGUCAUAUUAAGGUGCCUGUCAUAUAAUGGUGCCCGUCAUUUAAUGGUGCCGUCAUAUAAUGGUGCCUGUCAUAUACAGGUGUCAGUCAUAUAAUGGUGCCUGUCAUAUAAUGGUGCCUGUCAUAUAAUGGUGCCCGUCAUAUAAUGGUGCCUGUCAUAUAAUGGUGCCCGUCAUAUAAUGGUGCCUGUCAUAUUAUGGUGCCCAUCAUAUAAUGGUGCCUGUCAUAUUAUGGUGCCUGUCAUAUAAUGGUGCCUGUCAUAUACUGGUGCCCAUCAUAUAAUGGUGCCUGUCAUAUAAUGGUGCCCAUCAUAUAAUGGUGCCUGUCAUAUUAUGGUGCCCGUCAUAUAAUGGUGCCUGUCAUAUAAUGGUGCCUGUCAUAUAAUGGUGCCCAUCAUAUAAUGGUGCCUGUCAUAUUAUGGUGCCCGUCAUAUAAUGGUGCCUGUCAUAUUAUGGUGCCCAUCAUAUAAUGGUGCCUAUCAUAUAAUCAAUGGUGCCUGUCAUAUACUGGUGUCAGUCAUAUAAUGGUGCCUGUCAUAUAAUGGUACCUAUCAUAUAAUGGUGCCUGUCAUAUAAUGGUGCCUGUCAUAUAAUGGUACCUAUCAUAUAAUGGUGCCAGUCAUAUAAUGGUGCCUGUCAUAUAAUGGUGCCUGUCAUAUAAUGGUACCCAUCAUAUAAUGGUGCCUGUCAUAUAAUGGUGCCUGUCAUUUAAUGGUGCCCCGUCAUAUAAUGGUGCCCCGUCAUAUAAUGGUGCCCUUUAUUCAUAUAAUGGUGCCCGUCAUAUAAUGGUGCCUAUCAUAUAAUCAAUGAUGCCUGUCAUGUAAUGGUGCCCGUCACGUAAUGAUGCCCGUCAUAUAAUGGUGCCCCUUCAUAUUAUGGUGCCCGUCGUAAAAUGGUGCCCAUUAUUCAUAUAAUGGUGCCCUUCAUAUAAUGGUGCCCGUCAUAUAAUAGUGCCUGUCAUAUUAUGGUGCCCGUCGUAUAAUGGUGCCUGUCAUAUAAUGGUGCCUGUCAUAUAAUGGUGCAUUUAGGGUUUGUUUUUGUGUUUACAUUCCAGUUAGUUUAAACAACAUUACAUGUAAAACUUGUUAUGUGUUGUGAUUUAAAAGUAGACUAAUAAAAUGUUGUCAUCGGUAUAUAGAACAUUAUCCUUGGUGCUGGCUAGAUGUAUAUAUAAUAUUAUAAAAGAUUGUUUAUGUUGUUGUGUUCUAUAAAAUGCCAUCAUAAUAACAUAUACAGGUACUUACAUUGUGCCUCAAAAUGUUUGCUUCUUUAGAAGGGUUCAAACUGGUUUUGAUAACGUUUAAAUAAUGGUUUUAGAGCAUUUAAGAUGCUUAUUUCCUGAAGAUAGAAGCAAUGACCUAUGAAAAAAAUUUGGUCUUAAAAGUAGCAAAAUGAAAACAAAGUAGUAUUUUGACAAAUUAGUAAAUCACCAUAAUGCAAUAGAGGUAGAAGAUGGUUCAGAUGACUGGCCAAUAAGUAACUUUUUUUAAAAGAUAAUAUAUCAAACAUAAAACACUUUUGAGAAAUAAAAAUGAUUGGGUUUCUGAGGAAUAAAGGGCCUUUAAUCAGUGUGUACAUUAAUAUUACUUAGAAUAACAUGUAUGUUGAAACUUUUCAGUAUUAGAAGUAUUGGCAUUAUUAUUUUAUUUAGUUGACUUUGUCAUUGAAAUCAAUCAAUCAAGGUUGUUAAUUGUAAUAAUAAAGGCAGCUGCAUGAUCAUUUACAAAUACUAGUAUUAUGAGCAUUUUUGUGUGUUAAUGGUGUCAAAUAUUUUCUAUUUUUAUUGAAUAUCAUUCUGAAUUUCAUGACAAGUUUGGUAUUUUUCUAGUACAUCAUCAUGUAUAUAAAUAAAUUGUCUAGGUAUUUUAUUUUGACUAUAUUCAGUUAUAAUCAGUUGUUAGUUUGAUAUUUUCAGGGUAAAAGAUUCAUCUUAUAUGAUUGUUGUUAUAAAGAGAUUAUAUAAAACUA
Messenger RNA from Ruditapes philippinarum (Manila clam), 6381 nucleotides. Its product is annotated as 2-aminomuconic semialdehyde dehydrogenase-like. Lineage: Eukaryota; Metazoa; Mollusca; Bivalvia; Venerida; Veneridae. The record is from RefSeq and is a predicted model, not a curated record. The transcript is spliced from 9 exons. Gene Ontology annotation, molecular function: oxidoreductase activity, acting on the aldehyde or oxo group of donors, NAD or NADP as acceptor.